UCACGUGAUCAGGAGCCGACGUGUGCAGAAGUCCCUCUCCUCCAGGUACCAGCUCCCUAUUGCCGCGGAAGAAGGCAGACUUCAGAUUAAGGGACAGAGGUGGGCAACUGCCCUAUAGACCUGCAGGUCUUCAGGUCUGUGAUUGUGGACAGCAACAAAGAAAAGAGGAGAAAAGACCUGUGGAGACUGCAGGACAGGAAAAAGAGAACAUCUCAACAUGGAAAAAUUCUACAAAGAAAAUGAAGGAAAGCCUGAGAAUGAGGGAAAGACAGAAGAUGAAGGGAGUACAGAAGAUGAAGGAAAAUCAGAUGAAGAAGAAAAGCCAGACGAGGAGGGGAAGCCAGCAAGGGAGGGCAAGCUAGAGGAUGAGGGAGAGCCAGAUGAGGAGGGACAACCGAAAGAUGGGGGCAAGGCAGAAAAGCAGGGCAAGUCGGAAGGUCAGAGCAAGCCACCAGGUGAGGGCAAGCCAGAAUCCCAGGCAAAGCCAGCCAGCGAGCCUCGGGCCGCCGAAAAGCGCCCGGCUGAAGAUUAUGUGCCCCGGAAAGCAAAAAGAAAAACGGACAGGGGCACCGACGAUUCCCCCAAGGACUCUCAGGAGGACUUACAGGACAGGCAUCUGAGCAGUGAGGAGAUGAUGAGAGAAUGUGCAGAUGUGUCAAGGGCUCAGGAAGAGCUAAGGAAAAAACAACAGAAAAUGGGUAGUUUUCACUGGAUGCAAAGAGAUGCUCAGGAUGCGUUCGCCCCAAGGGGCCAAAGGGGUGUCAGGGGAGUGAGAGGCGGAGGUAGGGGCCAGAAGGACUUAGAAGAUGUUCCAUAUGUCUAAUUCUUUGGCCUUUAAUUACAAUUUCUCUGAUGGGAUUAUUGCCAGCCCUGCUUUCCCUGGCAGGCAUUUGCCGGGCUAUGUGCUUUAACCUUAUGCUGAUACUUACCUUUAGGUGUCACUCUUGUUACCAGCAGACUUUUGACCUAACUAUAGUGCUGUCUUUUAGUAGAGGAUUUUCACCCAUGUGCAUGGAAGAGAUGUUCAUGGUUUAUUGUAAGACAACAAUAAAAACCAGUUUUUCAGAACCACAUAUGCAGUAUCAGGUA
This is a messenger RNA of Sciurus carolinensis (gray squirrel), 1089 nucleotides long. It is a transcript of the gene Tceal5, whose product is annotated as transcription elongation factor A like 5. Lineage: Eukaryota; Metazoa; Chordata; Mammalia; Rodentia; Sciuridae. The record is from RefSeq and is a predicted model, not a curated record. The coding region runs from base 218 to 823 and encodes 201 amino acids. The transcript is spliced from 3 exons.